CAAGAGACAGCGACCAGACCCUCCCUCUCUCUCUCAAUCUCUCUCUCUCUCAAACACCCGUCUUUCCUUCUCUUUCACAAUCUCCUGUAUCUCUCACUCUAGUUUCGGGGAGGCUGCACAUACACACAUGCUCAGUGAGUCUCUCUGUGCCCUGCUGUCUUACUCAGCGUUUCAGGAACACAAGCUGACUCUUCUGCACUCUUCUCUGCAUGACUGUCACAAAGACGAAAGAAAGUCAUAGACAUCUGGGAUGGCAAGAGGAUAGCACAUGAGUGAAAUCGUUGGAAAAUGUCUCUAAGCGAAUGAUCGUACAGAUAUGUCAUGGCGGCCGACCUACCGAAGCUCAAAGUUUCGAAACGUCUAUGGCAAAGUGGCCAACCGAGAGCACUGCUUCGAAGGCAUCCCGAUCACAAAGAACGUCCAUGACAAUCACUUCUGCACAGUCAACACCAAGUUCCUCGCCAUAGUAACAGAGAGCUCGGGAGGAGGAUCCUUCAUUGUUAUCCCGGUCACUCAGUUUGGCCGUAUCGACCCUCACUAUCCAAAGGUCUGCGGUCACCAAGGCAACGUGCUGGACAUCAAAUGGAACCCUUUCCAUGACAACAUUAUCGCUUCUUGUUCAGAGGACUCUUCUGUGCGAAUAUGGGAGAUCCCUGAUGGUGGACUGAGAAGAAAUUUGACGGAGGCUUUAUUAGAACUUUAUGGCCACAGCAGGCGUGUAGGCCUCAUAGAGUGGCACCCAACCACUAGUGGCAUUCUCUUCAGUGCUGGCUAUGACUACAAGAUCCUGAUUUGGAAUCUUGAGAUUGGUGAGCCGGUGAAAAUGAUCGACUGCCACCCAGAUGUGAUCCUUUGUAUGUCGUUUAACACUGAGGGAAGCCUACUGGCCACCAGCUGCAAGGAUAAGAAACUCCGUGUCAUCGAGCCCCGCUCUGGCAAAGUGCUACAGGAGGCAAACUUCAAGAACCACAAAGUGAACCGUGUGGUGUUCCUAGGCAACAUGAAGCGACUUCUGACGACAGGUGUGUCCCGCUGGAACACACGCCAGAUUGCUCUCUGGGACCAGGAUGAUCUGUCCAUGCCAAUCAUUGAAGAGGAGAUUGAUGGCCUGUCAGGCCUGCUUUUCCCUUUCUAUGAUGCAGACACACAUAUGCUCUACCUAGCAGGCAAGGGUGAUGGGAACAUCAGGUACUAUGAGUUCACCCUGGAGAAGCCCUACCUGCAGUAUCUCAUGGAGUUUAGGUCCCCUGCACCGCAGAAAGGGCUUGGAGUGAUGCCGAAACACGGACUGGAUGUAGGAGCGUGUGAAGUCUUCAGGUUUUAUAAGUUGGUGACUCUGAAGGGCCUGAUUGAGCCGAUCUCUAUGAUCGUGCCUAGAAGGUCAGAGACAUAUCAAGAAGAUAUAUACCCCAUGACUCCUGGGACAGUACCUGCGCUUUCUGCUGAUGAGUGGCUCAGUGGAAUCAAUCGAGGCCCUGUGCUCAUGUCCUUGAAAGAGGGCUACAACAGACCCAAUAAGCUGGUGUUCAAGGCCCCUGUGAAGGAGAAGAAGAGUGUGGCUGUCAGUGGGAUUGACCUGCUGGAAAACGUGCCUCCCCGUACAGAGAAUGAGCUCUUGCAGAUGUUCUUCAGGCAGCAGGAUGAGUUGCGGCGACUGAAGGAUGAACUAGCUCAGAAGGACAUUAAGAUACGACAGCUUGAGCUGGAGCUCAAUAACAUAACAAACAGCCCAAACAACAAUAACAACAACAAUGGUAGCAGCAUUUGACAUGGAAUCUUUACUGUUUCUAAUUAUUUCCUCACCUAAAGUGACACCUACAGCACUGCUGAAACUCCACAUUGGGCCUUCUUCUUCCUAACAGUCCAAUGUCCUCCCGCCAAGAUCCCUGAAGACCAAGCGCUUGUCUUCACUGAGCAGUGUUUCACUCUGACCCCUAGUGUUGACCCCACAGUGACCAUGUGCUAAGUAGACUUUAUUGGAGUAUUGAUUCACUAACUGUGUGAAAACUCUCCCUUCAAAUGACCUUCAUUCACAAUAUCAAUCUACUUGCGGUGGAUUGGUUCUUACUAUAUAAAGUGAAGAGUUAUACAAGACUCACAUAUGCACCCACAGAUAGUUGGGGAAGUCUCGUUUAGAGGGAGGUGCAGUUGGAUAUGAACAGAAAGGGCUCCUUUUCUUUAUCUUUCUUAAAGGAAUAGUUCACACAAAAAUGAAAAUUAUGGUUUUAAUUACUCACCUCAACAUACCUGUAUGACUUCCUUUUUUUUUUUGUGGAACACAAAAGGAGAUUUUAGGCAGAAUGAAAGCCUCAGUCACCAUUUACUUUCAGUUUAUGCCAAAAAAAAUGCUAUGAGAGUGAAUGGUGACCAAGGCUAACAUUCUGCCCAACAUCUCCUUUUGUGUUCCACAGAGGAAAGAAAGUCAUAUGGGUUAAGAACAAAAUGAGGGUGAGUAAAUGAUGAAAGAACCAUCUCUUUAACCAUUCUCUUUCAUGUAAUUGUAAUCCUUUCCUCUCUUUUCUCACAUAUGAAUGUUUACUGCAAGGCUUGUAGUCUUGCAUUGGAUUGGUUUUGAUUUGACUUGGUACAAGCUAAUAAUUGCAUUAUCAUCUCAUAAGUUUAGUCUGACCUAAAUUUAAUUAUUAGAAUUAUUUAUUUAAUACUUAUUUCCUUUCCUAAUAAGGAAUUGGUUUAAAUAGCUUAGUAAACUUCAGAUAGGGUCAUGGCUAUUAAGACAGAGAUUAAAUGUAUUGUGAGGCUUAAGGUCAAAUAUUUGAAUGACUGCAAGGUCAAAUAGAAAUGUUUCACCCAUCAAGCUGUUUUCUCAUGAAAACAUUAGUACUAUUGUAUAAGUUUGUUAUGUUAGUACCCACAGUGCUGAUUUAAAAAAGAAUAUUCAAAAACCACAGUUAACCAAUACACAAUAGAUGAUAUUUAUCCAAUUGUCAUACCCUGAAUUACUGGCAUACUAAUUUGAGUUGGGAACUGUGGUGACUCUUGCAUUGCUCUUCUUCACAUUGCGCAAUACACAGUAAAAUAUGUUCAGGUGAGUUUAUAGAGGCAAUUGAAAUGGGUCGAUAAAGCAUUUAAGUUAACUAAGUGAGAGGAUUUUACAGUGUGGAUAAUUAAGCAAUGCCAUAAUGAAUUUUAAAAGUCACACUUUGCACCUGAUAUACACAUUAAAUCUUGAAUGGAAUCCACUAAUUGUAAAAUCCAAUUAUGAAAUUAAUUAGUAAUAGAUGUAGUAUUAGGCAUGGACAUGGUAAUGUUAUGCAGAUCUGGGUAAGUAAAGUUUGAAGGGAAAGUGAGUGUACCUCUUUUCUGGCAGUUUAUAUUUUUGAGUUGUUCGGUUGGCAUUCUGAGGUAAUUUGUCAGGAUUGUAUCUUCUAGCCAUGAAUUACCCUUGCCUCCCUUGUAGUAUUCAAAUUACUGACCUCUUAUAUAAAUUGCUUCUUAUAUUAGAUCUAAAUUCUCAUGAAGCCCUUUCAAAUGUUUGCUUGUACAGUGGAGAAAUUCCUUGUGGGCAAAUGUAUUAUGCCACAAAAUACAGGUGCAGUCAUGCUCUUUAAAUCAUGCUCCUCUGUAAAGGUUACCCUAUUAAUUAUAAUCAGAACACCUUUAUUGUGCCCUUAUAAGACAAACUGAAAGCCAUGAACAAACUUGCAGCUAAUCUUUAAACAUUUAAUGGACAAGCUGUGACCAGGAUUUCAGCUUUUAAAAUGAAGAUAUCCCUGCUAUAAUAUGGUGAUCACUUCAUUGUUCAAUCAACCAGUAAUUAAAAGCCCUCAGACCUUAAAGGAACAGUUCACACAAAAAUGGAAAUUCUCUCAUCACUGACUCACCCUCAUGCCACCCCAGAUGUGUAUGACUUUCUUUCUAGAAGAAUAUCUCAGCUCUGUAGGUCUAUACAAUGCAAGUGAAUGGGUACCAAAAUUUUGAAGCUCCAAAAUGCACAUUUAGGCAGCAUAAAAGUAAUCCAUGAGACUCCAGUGGUUAAAUCCAUAUCUUCAGAAGCAAUAUGAUACAGUAGGUGUGGGUGAGAAACAGAUACCUAUUUAAGUCUUUUUUCCCCGUAAAUUCACUUCCCUUCCCAGUAGGUGGCGAUAUGCACGAAGCAUGUGAAUCGGCAAAAACAAAAGAAGAAGAAUGUGAAAGUUGAGAUUGAUAGUAUAAAUUGACUUAAAUAUUGAUCUGUUUCUCACCCACACCUAUUAUAUCACUUCAGAAGACGGAUUAAACCACUGGAGUCAUAUGAAUUACUUUUAUGCUGCCUUUAUGUGCUUUUUGGACCUUCAAAGUUCUAGCUACAAUUCACUUGCUUUGUAAGGACCUACAUAGCUGAAAAAUUCUUCUAAAAAUCUUAAUUUGUGUUCAGCAGAAGAAAGAAAGGCACACACAUCUGGGAUGGCAUGAAGGUGAGUAAAUGAUGAGAGAAUUUUCAUUUUUGGGUGAACUGUUCCUUUAAAUUUGGUGUUUCGUCGCAUUGGCAAGAUUUCAGACUUUUGAGAUGCCACAGCAUGGAAAGCAAGUUGGUUUACCUUUGAAUACAGCCAGUGAGUUUGAGAUUUUCUUACUGUAACUAUUUAAUGAAAAAAACUAUGAACCUCAAGCUUUGUAAAUAUUUUGCCUCAUAAAACAAUAACGCAAACACCUGUGAGCUCCAGUUUCCUUUUUGCACAGCCCAAUCUUGUUUUGUUUUUUGAGGGAGAAAGUGCACUUCAAGAAGUCUGACAUUAGGGGGCAGUAAAGCCACAGUCUUUGACAGAGCAUAGGCGUACACUUGCCAUGGAUCAGCCACUGCACAGAAUCCAACAUAGCAACAUCAGAGCAUUUCUGACAAAAUACAAACAGUGCAGGGGAGACAGCGGGUAAUACCAAUAUCCUAGCGGCUGGCAUAUUUAGCAGACUUCAAACCCUGUACAUGAAUGGGCCAAUGAGGAUAGUUCACUCACUGCACAGAUAAUUAUUUAUGGCCCUUAAACAUGAUUCUGAGCUGUAGAAUCCAAAUUCUCUUGGGCCUUAUAAUACAUAGUGUAUAAUUUUUGGUGCAGAGGUGAGGGGGAAUAUUAAUUUAGACGUUCACAGUGUGAGGUGUCUGAAUAUCAGCAGUACUCGGGCCCUUUAUUUGAUGUCAGAGAAGACACACUGCUUACACAAGCACAAUUAUUGACAACAUACUUUGUACUGACAGUAUUGACCUGAAGAAUUAUGAGGCAAGACAUUAGGCUUUGAUUAAAAUUAAGUACAUUAAUAGGUAACCACUACUUUGUUUCACUAUUUAUUAUGAAUAACAGUCUGACUACAGUAUGCGUCACAUUUAACAUGAGGUAAUUGCAUGCAAAGUAAUAAUAAUAAAUAAAAAGAAAAAACCUUCCCGAGGAGGAACACUAUAAUGUUAGGAGUUGAAUGUACUCAAAUAGUACAUAGAAACCCAUUGUCUUGACUCACUGUAGGAUACUUAAUUUAACUGUUCAUCAGGAAAUUAUGGCAAGGCAAUUCACAUAGGCUGAGGCUUCCUGUCCACAUAGUAUAUUAGAGACACUUCAGUUUUUAACACUGUAUGCAAUGCUUUCAUAUUCAAGUUAAUAAAGCACAUGCUUAUACAGUAAAUAUUCAUUUAAACAAAAAUGCUGACUUUAAUUAAUUUGAAUUCAUGUUAUUCUUCUUUUUAAUAAAAUGUUCAAUCAAAAUGAGCUGACAACUGGAUACAGCUCAGUUCAAAUUAUGUAUGCUUUCUAUUUAAAUAAUCAGCAUGUUGCUUGUGAACAUUUACAUAAUAUCCAGUUAUGUACCAUAAAAAAUAUGCAAGCUAUUUUCCCCUGAGCUUCACAAUGCAGUUUCACUUUAUAAUCUUAAAUUAACCCAAAAUUUCAGUGGUGAGAUUAUAUACACUAGCCACCUCUUAACAAGACUCAAUACAUAAUCUAUUGACUAAUUGUGUAAUCAUGUCUUAUUACAAUCUCAUUACAAUAUGUGGAUUUUCUGUGGCCAUAAAUAUAGAAGCUGUCUGUUAGAACAGACAUAUUUAAAAUUACAAUACAGCUGCUUGUGUUUUCAUUCAUUUUAUUACAGUUAAUGGUUACAACUGAGAUUAUUUGUGAAAAUGUCUGCCAUUAUCAAAGGGAAUCAGAAAAAAAAUAUAUUUGGUCAUUAUUUACAAAGAACAUGAAACCUCUUAACUAUCCACACAAAAGGGAGAAGGGGUUUAGGACUCAUUUGACAAGGGCAGACAUUCGGCUCUGAACAUUAAAAAAUAAAAUAAGUCACAUUGAGAGGUCGAACUGUGCAUGUCCAAGCAGACAUCAUGAUCUUCAUGCCUAAACAGCACAUUGGUGGUGCAUGGUGGUGAUGAUAACGAUUAUGAUAAAAACACCAAAGAAACGCAAUACACAAAUCAAAUAUGCGAUAAAAAAGUGGGUUAGAAAAUGUUCUUCCUUGAAAUCCAGUAGUCAACUUUAAAACAGAGUCAGAGUCAGCCAUGCACUUCUAAAAGGUUUUUGGUUGUUUUUUUUUUUUUGUUGUUUUUUUUUUUGUUUUUUUUAAUACAUAAGUCAU
Messenger RNA from Myxocyprinus asiaticus (Chinese sucker), 6555 nucleotides. RefSeq names its product coronin-2B-like. Bases 317 to 1768 code for a protein of 483 amino acids. Gene Ontology annotation, biological process: actin filament organization. The transcript has 14 exons. Gene Ontology annotation, molecular function: actin filament binding. Lineage: Eukaryota; Metazoa; Chordata; Actinopteri; Cypriniformes; Catostomidae. The record is from RefSeq and is a predicted model, not a curated record.